This is a messenger RNA of Chondrus crispus (carragheen), 459 nucleotides long. RefSeq lists its product as hypothetical. Lineage: Eukaryota; Rhodophyta; Florideophyceae; Gigartinales; Gigartinaceae. The record is from RefSeq and is a predicted model, not a curated record. The transcript has a single exon. The coding region runs from base 1 to 459 and encodes 152 amino acids.
AUGAAACGUUGCGCUUCGAGGUUGGCACGGCUGAUGAAGUGCCCAGGUGUACGACCCUCCAGCUGCCGGGCUUCAUCCCCAGAGCUUUACGGCGAUGCAAUGUCAGAUCUAUUGGGGGCCGCAUACCAUCCGAAAAAUCAAUUACGACGUCCAUAUCCUCACCUUCCUCAAAAUUAUGAACCACUCUAUGCUCUUCCUCUGCAGAUGGGACGAGGGUGGUAUGCAUUUCAUCAUCCGCUGCCUCAGCAACAAAAAAUGGAUCAAUUUCCGGCCAAGGGUUGCGCAGGAGCUCCUCUUCUUCCUCUGAAGUUGGGACCCAUUCACCACGUUCAUAGUCAUAUUGAACUGCUGCUGGAUACUGUGAGGGGUUUCCGUGGCGAUCUAGAGGUUGUGGUGGUGGUUGAAGAUCGUCCGAAGUGUGGCAUGUUGGUGCUCGAAAGCUCACUUCUCUACCUCUGA